This is a messenger RNA of Ceutorhynchus assimilis (cabbage seed weevil), 237 nucleotides long. The record is from the annotation of a GenBank genome assembly. NCBI's taxonomy places the organism in Eukaryota, Metazoa, Arthropoda, Insecta, Coleoptera, Curculionidae.
AUGUUUUUACCUCAAAAGGAUGGAACGUCCUGUUUCGAGUGCAAACAGACGGGAGAUAUUGCAUCGCAAUGCCCUAAUCGUAAUGAAAUUGACCCAACAUCAUCAAGUAACACUUCACCCCCUAAAGAAAAUACUCCAACAGAAACUAACAAGGCCACCCCUCAAUCUAGCAUGGACACGAAUACUUCAAAUCAUGAGACAGAACCAGUAAAUUCCGAACCUCACCAGAAUAAAUGA